Hypoxylon fragiforme is the source of this 879-nucleotide messenger RNA. RefSeq names its product ubiquitin-like autophagy protein Apg12. Gene Ontology annotation, cellular component: phagophore assembly site membrane; Atg12-Atg5-Atg16 complex; cytoplasm. Lineage: Eukaryota; Fungi; Ascomycota; Sordariomycetes; Xylariales; Hypoxylaceae. The transcript has 3 exons. The record is from RefSeq and is a predicted model, not a curated record. The coding region runs from base 218 to 649 and encodes 143 amino acids. Gene Ontology annotation, biological process: nucleophagy; autophagosome assembly; autophagy of mitochondrion.
UAUCCCUUAUCAUCCACAGCGCUUAUGUACCUGCCGUAGGUUAAACCUCAGCCAGGAGUAACAUUGAAAUUUCGAAGCUUCCCAGGUAGUACUUCGAGUCAUCCAAUAUCAACCUCAAUUAUUGGCUGAGAUUACUCACACCUUAGGUUAGAAACACUGAAUCUUCCUGAAAGUCUCCCUUUCCUUUGCUCUCUUUAGAGAUACCUGCCUAGGCAAUAUGGAAUACCCAGACGUUCCCUCUCCAUCACCUCCAGCUACCCCCAUCGCGGAUAGACCAGCUUCGCCUGAAAUCCCGCUUACCAUGGCUGCCUCAGCUGUUCUCACGGCCUUGCCUCAGGAUGCAAGCGCGGCUCUUGCCAGUGCCGGUGAGUUUGAACAAGAGAAGAUACUCGUUCGGUUCAGGGCUGCCGGGUCUAUUCAUCAGAUCGAGCGCCCAGUGAGACGUAUAGGCGCGACACAAAAGUUCGAAGCUGUCGUGUCUCACCUGCGUAAAGCACUGCGACUCGAACCAACCCAGGGCCUAUUUCUCUACGUGAACAGCACCUUUGCCCCCGCUCUGGAUGAGAUUGUCGGCAACUUGCAUAGGUGCUUCAAGGAUUCAUCCGAUCAUUUGAUUGUAUUUUAUUCAAUCACACCUGCCUUUGGCUGAUUUAUGCAAUGUCUUGGGUCUUGGAAACAACACCACCCACCCACCUAUGGCUUUCCCCAUUCGCCUAUCAAUUUUGAUACAUCUAAACUAUUACAAUGCACGCAUACCCAUCUUAUUUUCAACGGGAAUUGGUAUAAUGCGGAUUUAACACAAGCGAGAAAAGGCUGAGUCAUAGCCCCUCAGUAUCUUUCACGAACGCGUCGAGCUCUUCCUUAGGGAUAGAAUAUGUA